AUGAAACGAAAAGCAGAAAAGCAACAAUCAGCCGCACCGGUUAGCGCAUUCGCAGCACGCAAAGCUCGGCAGCAGCAGCAGCAGCAUUCGCAGCAGGAAGAUGUCGCGAUUACGGUGAAUAAGGCAUUGGAGCUUAGAUCACAAGGAGAACCCCCGUCUAAGAAGGCGCGACGUUGGUCCGAGAAAGAGAAAGAGAGUACGUCCCAGUCUGUUGUGGGAGAGGAUGAUCGUGAGAAACGACUGGCUUUGCGCAAAAAGAAGGAUUCGGGAAAGGCCAAGAAGUCUGUGGAUACAAUGUCAAAGUCUAGGGAGGAAACUCGUGCGGUCAAGGAGGUCCAGGCUCCGCCUGAGAUAGAAUCGGAGAUUGAGCAGACGAGUGUCAUGGAGGCGAAUCCUGAUGAUGCUGUUGCUUCGAUUAAUGGUGAUGCUGAUGGAUAUGAAUCCCCGACGACGCAAAUACCUGACGAGAUCCAGAACUUCCCUCUCUCCAAGACACGCUUGAACAAGAACAAUAUCGUCUACAACGAUGAAAAUAAACUCUGUGUCCGCAUAAAAGAGAAGAUGAACCUCACGCUGCUCGGACACUACGACCUCUGGGUAAAGCGAGGAGUGGUCAGCUUGAUGGGUGCAAAGCUACACCCUUCGCCUCGGGUAUAUCGGGUCUUCGCCCCUUCGACACACUCGUUGCCUGUGAUCAAAUGCGUUGCGGGUGUGGAGGGCGAGGCGGAAAUCGAAGUCAAGUCUUGCCAUAGCGGCAUCUAUCGUCUACGUGAUAUCUCGCCAUUGUAUCAACGGGUAUGGAAUGGAAAUAAUACGUCCGCCGAUAAGCUCACAUUGAAAAAUGCACCAGCGAAUCACAAGAGGACAUUCUCAGUGUUGUAUACGUCUGCAGAGGACUCUCUGAAACGGCACUUGAGGCCCCUUCACCUCGAGAAACAGUGGAGCUCUUCAAUCAAGCACCUUUCCCAGCGAGGCGGACAGCUUCGAGCGCUGGUCUGCGGUCCCAAAGCAUCGGGAAAAUCCACUUUUAGUCGCUACCUCCUGAACCACCUCCUCAGUCCAGCACCACAGACCGAAGGUGCCCGCAGCAGCGCGGACGGUGUGGCAUUCCUUGACCUGGACCCUGGGCAGCCAGAGUUCUCGCCCAUGGGCCAGGUUUACCUGGCGCAUUUACGCUCGCCGUUCUUUGGCCCCCCGUUUACUCACCCGUCGCUCGAUAAUCCUGCAGAUGCAUCUAUAGUUCGGGCACAUCACAUUGGUGCAACGUCACCAAAGGAAGACCCAGACCACUACGUACUUGCCGCUAUGGACCUGAUGGACCGGUAUCGAGGUUUAUUGGCUAGCUACCCGCAAUGCCCCUUGAUCAUCAACUAUCCUGGCUGGAUUUUUGGACUUGGGUUGGAGGUUGCAACGUGGCUUGUGAGGUCCCUUGGUCUAUCAGAUGUCGUAUACAUGAGUGAAAAGGGACCAGCUGAAGUGGUCGAGCCCCUCGGUCAAGCCGCAUACGAAGCACGGAUUCCCCUGGUUACGCUGCCAUCGCAACCUACAGAUUUCGUGAGCAGGUCAAGCGCGCAGCUGCGCACGAUGCAGGUCCAGUCGUACUUCCACAAGACUCGGCCGGAAGCAGUGCAGAACCCGUUGUGGCUUGACACGCCAACGUCGCGCGCGCGGCCCAUGCUCGUCGACUAUGCCGGCCCGCGGCAAGGAAUUCGAGGUAUCAUGGUUAUGGGCUCAGAAAUCCAGCCUAAUAUGUUGCACGACGCUCUCGACGGAAGCAUUGUUGGCGUUGUAGCGGUGGAAACCCCCAACCCAAUCAUGGGCGAGACCGACACUUCUCUAUGGAAUGAAACCCCACCAAAUGCAGCUGUAGAAAACGAAGACGAUCUAUCUGAUAUUGAAAUGGACGACUCAACACAUUCAGCGCUCAGACGACCCGCCACCCCCAACGCAAGAACUAGCAUGGAAACCUACGUCGCGCGCACUGCAAAUGAAGAUCUCCCAUACCUAUUCGUCGGCUCCGGCAGCUGCAGCCCGCUCGACCCUAAAGCAUCCCACUGUCUGGGCCUAGCACUAGUCAGAUCCAUCAACACCAACUCCCGAAAACUCGAACUCGUCACGCCUAUUCCCGGGGUCCAGAUCCGUCAUGCUAUACAACAGGGGCAUGGAAUCGUCCUUGUCCGCGGACAACUGGAUAACCCCAACUGGGCGGUCAGUGAGGAAUACUAUGCCGCGCGAGCCACAGCGCAACGCCACCAGCGUCGCGUGGCCCAGGUGCGGAAAGCCAAGCAUGACGAGGAGGAAAAAGAAAAGAGUGAUAGUGACGAUGAUGAUGAGGACGGCGCGACACUGGCCGUGACGGAUGUAAAACAGCAGGCGCAAAUAAGAGACAAACUGCAAGAGCGCAUCCGACGAGCGAGCCAGGCGCCAUGGAUGACAGUCAUCGAAGACGACGGGAAACGGCAGCGCGAGGUGGCGCAACGAGAACGCUCGCUAUGGAAACUGCGGAAGAAGGCGUAUCCCGGAAGUGGGAGUGAGAUGGACUAG
Aspergillus ruber CBS 135680 is the source of this 2544-nucleotide messenger RNA. It is a transcript of the gene grc3, whose product is annotated as putative RNA processing protein Grc3. Lineage: Eukaryota; Fungi; Ascomycota; Eurotiomycetes; Eurotiales; Aspergillaceae. Gene Ontology annotation, cellular component: nucleus. Gene Ontology annotation, molecular function: polynucleotide 5'-hydroxyl-kinase activity. The transcript has 5 exons. The record is from RefSeq and is a predicted model, not a curated record. Bases 1 to 2544 code for a protein of 847 amino acids. Gene Ontology annotation, biological process: cleavage in ITS2 between 5.8S rRNA and LSU-rRNA of tricistronic rRNA transcript (SSU-rRNA, 5.8S rRNA, LSU-rRNA).